Messenger RNA from Mycena citricolor, 222 nucleotides. The record is from the annotation of a GenBank genome assembly. Lineage: Eukaryota; Fungi; Basidiomycota; Agaricomycetes; Agaricales; Mycenaceae.
CCACCACAUCUCAUCGAUUAACCACCAUGUACACCACCUCCACCAGCCUCCCCGUCUCCGAGAACUGCGGAAACACCAAGUGCACCUGCGGGACCGCCUGCCAGUGCAAGCCCGGCGAGUGCAAAUGCUAAGGGAUCCGCCCCGCUCGUCGGCCUUCGUCGUUGAUAGAUCUGUAGUUGCUGCGAUUGUGAAUAGCAUCAGUGUAUUGUUCGGUUGUGCGGA